ACUGAAGCUUUUAAUUUGAAAGGAUCGCUCAGAACGUGACGUCAUACUUAUUUCCGGCGGAGCGUCUUCAGUGUGACACCAUGAAGAGUGAAGACCGCGUCACGAAGAGCCGCGAAAACUGCGAGUACACCAGCUGCUACUGUGAGGAAAAUGUUUGGAAACUCUGUGAUUCUGUCAGAACCGACAGAACCGGCCCGCUGGACCAGCUGUACGUGAUUUUCAUCUCGAAUGAGAAAAGAACGGUUCCUCUGUGGAAGCAGAGAUCUGGACACGGAGACCAGCCAGUGAUCUGGGAUUACCACGUCAUCCUGAUGCAGGUCGGGCUGCAGUCGGACUCUCUGGUUUACGAUCUGGACUCGGAGCUGUCGUUCCCCGUCAGCCUGCAGCGGUACGCCGCCCAGGCCCUCCGCUCAGACCGCAACAUCAAACCUGAAUACCACAGGAAGUUGCGUGUGGUACCUGCUGACAGCUUCCUGUUGCACUUUGCGUCUGAUCGCUCUCACAUGAUGAACCCCGAUGGCUCGUGGAAGAUGCCCCCCCCACUCUACCCCCCCAUACACACUGCAGCGUGUCAGAUGAACCUGGAUGACUUCAUCAGCAUGAACCCUGCUGUGGGCUGGGGGCGGGUCUUCAGCCUGGAGCACUUCCUGCAGAGAUACACAGGAAGCUCCUCGCCAUCAUCGUAGCUGUGCAGUCAGCAUCACAGCGCCUCCUGCUGGUCACUCAGGAAACAUGACGGGAUCGUGUGUGGUGACACUUUGUUCUGCACGUGCUCAGUUACAUGCUGUGAAGAAAUCAGAUUACUUUUGAUGGAUUACUGCAGGAGGCUGAAUGGAAACCUGAACAAACGUUUUAAUAAAGUUCUUUAAACGUUGUGGAAA
Larimichthys crocea (large yellow croaker) is the source of this 881-nucleotide messenger RNA. RefSeq names its product N-terminal glutamine amidase 1 (gene ntaq1). Bases 81 to 686 code for a protein of 201 amino acids. The transcript has 6 exons. Gene Ontology annotation, cellular component: nucleus; cytosol. NCBI's taxonomy places the organism in Eukaryota, Metazoa, Chordata, Actinopteri, Sciaenidae. Gene Ontology annotation, molecular function: protein-N-terminal asparagine amidohydrolase activity; protein-N-terminal glutamine amidohydrolase activity. The record is from RefSeq and is a predicted model, not a curated record.